AUGGAGCUGUCAUGCAAACUCUUCAUAUUAGUUCUCCUCCUCCCAAUAGCUGCAAGAUGCAGCACUGAUUCCAUCUUUCAGGAGUGUGGUAAGAACUUCAGCAUAAGCAGCAACAGCUUGCUGCAAGAUAACAUCAACAAUGCUAUUUUUGGCCUCUUAACAAAGACUGCUCUCUAUGGCGCCGCUACGGCAUCCUAUGGUGUAGGCACUGACACUAUUUAUGGUCUCACUCGUUGUCGAGGGGACAUUAGUCGUGAGAUAUGCUCUGCUUGCAUCUUAGACGCAACAUAUAAGAUCCGAACAAUCUGUCAUUUUUCCGCUGAAGCGCGAAUUUGGUAUGAGUAUUGCUUCCUUCGUUACGAUUCAAACAAUUUCCUAGGAUUCUUAGACACCAGAAAUACCAAUGUAUGGUAUACAUCACAUAUAGCAGCGGAUCCUGUGAACUUUGAUCAAGCUGUUGGGAGAUUAUUAGAAACAGUGAAAGUGGCCGCCGCUGCGGGGGAUAAAAAGUUUGGUCGAGGUGAGAAUUUUGUUUAUAAGUCUAAUAUUACUAUUUACGGAAUGGCACAGUGUACCCCUGAUCUUCAAGAAUCAACAUGCAACCAAUGUUUAGAUGCAUUAUUGGAGGUUAUGACAAGGAAUUGCAAAUAUCACUUAGGCUGUUAUGUUAUUAGUACUAGUUGCGUGUUGAGGUAUGAGAUUAAUGAUUUUCUCUUUCGCGACAUAGCUCCAAGUCCGAAAGCAUAA
Messenger RNA from Phalaenopsis equestris, 747 nucleotides. RefSeq names its product cysteine-rich repeat secretory protein 55-like. NCBI's taxonomy places the organism in Eukaryota, Viridiplantae, Streptophyta, Magnoliopsida, Asparagales, Orchidaceae. Bases 1 to 747 code for a protein of 248 amino acids. The record is from RefSeq and is a predicted model, not a curated record. The transcript has a single exon.